Messenger RNA from Uloborus diversus, 1557 nucleotides. RefSeq names its product cysteine sulfinic acid decarboxylase-like. Gene Ontology annotation, cellular component: cytoplasm. NCBI's taxonomy places the organism in Eukaryota, Metazoa, Arthropoda, Arachnida, Araneae, Uloboridae. The coding region runs from base 1 to 1557 and encodes 518 amino acids. The record is from RefSeq and is a predicted model, not a curated record. The transcript is spliced from 15 exons. Gene Ontology annotation, biological process: carboxylic acid metabolic process. Gene Ontology annotation, molecular function: pyridoxal phosphate binding; carboxy-lyase activity.
AUGGCGAAAUGUUUGUUCGGAAGUAGUAUUUGUCAUGAAGCCAUUUCAUCAAAUACAACAAAACAUUUCGUGAGAUAUCCGAAUGUGCACUAUAAAGACAUGGAGGGUUUACCUCUCCUACGUGAGGUGACUAAGAUGAUCUUAGAUGCAGAAAUCAUCGAAGAUCCUAAAAUACUUGUCAAGAAGCAUAAGGUUGCUGAAUUUAAACACCCUAAAGAACUCGAGGAAAUUUUUGACCUCCGCAUAGAGGAUGAACCAGCCACUCACGAGGAGAUGGUGAAGCUGUGUCGAGAUGUCUUGAAGUACAGUGUGAAGACGUGUCAUCCUAUGUUCGUGAGCCGACUCUACCAAGGCGUCGAUGGGUACGGAUUGGCAGGGGCGUGGCUUACUGAAGCUCUAAACACAAAUCAAACAACUUAUGAAGUUGCACCUGUUUUUGUUCUGCUGGAGAAAGCGUUGCUGGAUGGUAUGAUUAAAUUGGUCGGCUGGGACGAAGGCGAAGGCAUAUUUUGUCCAGGUGGCUCGAUGGCAAACAUGUAUGGAAUGUCCUUGGGUCGGUUUCAUGUGGAUCCGUCAGUUAAAACCAAAGGGAUUCGAGAUCUCCCACAGCUAGUGUGCUUCAUUUCGGAAGAGGCUCAUUAUUCCGUGAAAAAAGGAGCACUGUUUUUGGGACUUGGUACUGACAGUGUUAUCGUAGUACCAACUGACACUCAAGGAAGAAUGUUGCCCGAAGAAUUGGAAAAAGCUGUACUCAAAGCAAAAAGUGAGGGUAAAAGACCGUUUUUUGUUUGUGCCACAUCGGGAACUACUGUCUUAGGAGCUUAUGAUCCACUAAAACCGUUGUCAGAAGUCUGCAAGAGGCAUAAUAUGUGGUUCCACGUUGAUGGAGCAUGGGGUGGAGCAACUAUUUUUUCACGCACACAUAGACGACUCAUGGAUGGCAUUAAUAAGGUUGAUUCCAUCACUAUUGAUCUGCACAAGAUGAGUGGGGUGCCUUUCCAAUGUACCGUCUUUUUGACUCGUCAUAAGGGAAUCUUAUACAAAUGCAAUGCUCUGAAUGCAGAAUAUCUCUUCCAACCGGAUACUUACUACGAUACCCAUUACGAUCUGGGGGACGAGAGCAUCCAGUGCAGUCGUAAAGUGGACUGUUUAAAACUGUGGAUUGCUUGGAAAGCUCGAGGUAGCCUGGGACUUGAAAAACAAGUGGACACUGCGUUUGCAAUGGCAAAAUACUUGGAAUCUAAAGUAAGGUCAACUGAAGGAUUCAUACCAGUGCUACCCGAGUUUGAAUGUACGAAUAUUUGCUUCUGGUAUGUACCUCCCAGCCUGAGAGGAAAAGAAAAGGAACCAGACUUUUGGGAAAAAAUUGCAAAGAUUGCUCCACUCAUCAAAGGACGUGCCGUCAAGGAGGGCACCAUGCUCAUUUCCUAUCAACCUCUCAAGUCGAGAAACUGGGUAAAUUUUUUCCGCGUCAUUGUUCAUUGCAUUCCUACUUUAUCCGAAGAAUACAUGGACAACAUCAUCGAGCAAGUCAUCAAGUACGGAAAAGAUCUGUAA